Messenger RNA from Xenia sp. Carnegie-2017, 4431 nucleotides. RefSeq lists its product as uncharacterized. The transcript has 10 exons. The record is from RefSeq and is a predicted model, not a curated record. Lineage: Eukaryota; Metazoa; Cnidaria; Anthozoa; Malacalcyonacea; Xeniidae. The coding region runs from base 136 to 3951 and encodes 1271 amino acids.
UCUGAAAAUUGUGAUCGAGGAAUUUUUUUUAUACGCAUUUCUUUGUUCGGAGAUGGUGAAACGCUGACGAAAUGGUCAUCUGACAAGCAAUCUUCAUAUUUGUUAGGAAAAUCAGAUCAUUUAAACAUGUAAAAGAUGCUGUCGUUCAUAUUUACGACACUUCAAUUCAUUUUCAUUUUAUGGGAAAGAACCGCUCUGUGCGUUCCACAAGAUGAACUAGUCGCACGGCGUUCAACAAUUUUUGACAAUCAAGUCCUUCAAAAGGUUAAAACAUUAUUUACAAGGGAUUUUCAAUCUCACGGAGAAUAUGGUGACCAAACAGGACAGAAAAAGUCAAGCAUAGCCAAAGCUGAAAGCGCACUCCACGUAAAAAUAGACCCUUUACAAUUUGGAGAAGCUUUGUUCAAACAAGCCAAUCAAAAUGCAGGAAGAAGGUCUGAUAUCUACAUGAGCAAUGCGAUCGACGCGAAAGCGUUAGGCAUCGCCGUGCUGAAGCUCAUUUUUGGAAAAGACGCUAGAAUGGUGAUGAAAGACGCGAAAAUAGACGAGGAUCAAGGCAAGGCGAAGAUGCAAGAUGACCCAUCAAAAGCAACGUCGUCUACGUCACAAAAAAUGGAGAUAGCGGAGAAGAAAUCUUUAGAAAAACAUAAUCACUAUGGAGGGGAGCGCGAAAAAAACAUGAAGCGUUUGAUAUCGCUGAUAAAAGAAAGUCAUAAAAAUACAGAGCAAGGUGUGAAGAAAUCAUGGGUCCUGUUGAAGAUUCCAUCAAAGCAACCAAGAGACGAGCUUGGAAUGCUCACGGAUCCAAGUGCCACGGCAGAGGACGGAAGUAACGAUGACCAUAGCUCUGACGGCAAAACCGUAAGCGCUAGGAAAAAUACCGACACUAAAGACAAGAGAGUUCGUGGUUCCAAUAAAGGAUGGCACAACACGGAUGAUAAUGAAAGAUUGAUGACUGAUGUACAAAAGAAAGUCAAACAUCUUGCACAGCUAAUCAGGAAAGAAAACGAAGAGGAAGACAAGAGCAGGAAGACUGAGGCGACUCAACAAGGCAAUGGAGCUUCGUUCCCAGGAACAGAGCGAGUGACAUCGAAAGCGCGAAAGAUUGAGCGAAUAAAGGAACUCAAAACUCCUAAAACGGAUGCAAAAAGCUAUGAAAACAGCGUGAAAAACCUACUCAGUGCUUUAAAGUCAAGUGUACAAACACAUAAGUUGAAACACGACUCGUACAAAGGAAAGAGAGGAAAGGACGGCAACAAGCAAACAGAGAAAACGCAUUCAAAUUUUCGCUUAAUUCCUUCAAAGAGAAAAGAGGAACAUGCUUCGAGCAAAGAUUUCGUUAAUGUAGGAAACGGCAACCCAGGUGGAUCUAUCAUUUCCAUGAAUUCUUUACGUCAACUUGGUCAACUGCUGGGACUAUCUCCACCACACAAAGAUAUAAUCUCACCAUACACUGGUGGCCUGGACACUCUCACAUUGGCAUCACCAAUGCUCAAUGCGAGAACGGAAGCGCUGGCAAAACCUAUUGCAUCUCUUUUACCAGCCAAAACACCCUCAACCGCUGCCCAAAACACAGGACAAGAGAGCAGUUCGAGCAAAAUAACCGAACAGUUGAAAAAGUUUGCGGAAAGAGGAUUGCAAAGUCACAACGACUACCGGUACAUUCAUCACGCGGAACCUUUGAACUGGGAUGAAGAUUUAGCGUCAUCAGCGGAGAAACUCGCGUAUCAAGGAGCAAAGAAGGGUUUCAUACGACGUUCGGAGCUAGUGGAGAAAAAUGGCUACGGCGAAAAUGUAGUGAAACUGUCGAAUACCGCUUUAGAAAAGGCAGGAGAGGAGGCGACUAGACGUUGGUAUGAAGAAAAACAGAACUUUACGUUCUCAGAUCCUGUUAUCAGCGAAGGUACUAAAUCUUUCACUCAACUGAUCUGGAAAGAGACCCGACGUCUUGGGAUGGGAGUUGCUAAAGACGACGAUACCGGUGAACUUUACAUAGUUGCGCUGUACAGUCCAAAAGGUAACGAGUUGGCGACAUUGAGAGAGAAUUUGGUCGCAGAUGGUGAGAAAAAAAACGAUGUGUACGCAAGUAUAUUUAAAAAGAGCGCAACGCAAAGACAUCCAUAUGCAACGACGAAGAUGAUGAUGAGAAAAAUACAGCUCCUAUUUUUAUUGUAUUUAUAUCUACCACCAACGAUAAACGGAAAAGCAAGUUAUUUUAAAGAGAGGAAUGGAAAAACUGUUCAUCUCACGAGUAUUGGCGAUCUCAGUUCAAAAGACAUCAUACAGAUGGCCGACGAUAUAGCAGCAGACAAGAAAAUCCUGAUAUCAGAUCCAAACAAGGACAAUAGCGAAAGAGAGCGAGAAGAGUUUCCGCAAACUUCCGACGAAGGAGAAAAGAAAUUUGUUGACUUUCUAAAAAGCGAAUACAACGGCGAUUUUCCUGAGUACCUGAAGGAAACCAAAGCCGACUUUGACAGGAAUGAACAGCUUGAGGAUAAUCUUGAGUCUGAACAAGAGACUGCGUAUGCUAUGAAUUCGGACAACAUUCCCAAAUCAAAAAAUGAUCAGCUUGAUACAUACAUCAUACCACAGGACAGUUAUAACACUUUCCAGGAAAACAAACUAGAUCCGUUUGAAGAGGAUGAAAAUGCCUUGAAUAAAGAAAAAAUGAAGAUGUUCGAAGAGACUGCGGGAUCACAGCAAGACACGCCAUACUCCAAUGGUGACAAGGAGUUAAAGUUAAAACAAAACGAGAAUAUGUUGAAUAAUGAUUUAGGGACGACUAAGGAUAAUAAAGGACACACGACUACUUAUGAUAACGACAAUGAUUUAAAUGAGGGGGUCGCUAAAGACAACGAGCACGUGGAUGAUUCGCCUAAUCAUGUGACUGACGACGUCAUGAGCGAUAGCAAUUCGCCCGAAAACAUGGCUGAAGAAGUUGACACUGAAAAUGAAAACACUAAUAACAGUGAAGAAAAUGCGAUUGAGGAUGAACUAUUUGAUACAGAGGAUGUACUGAAGCCGGAUGAAAAGGAGAAAAAUAAAGAGAAGAAAAAACAUGAAGAAAGGAAAAACGAGGAAAACAAACAUCAAUCGCAAGGAAUCCUGGAAGCUUUUGACAACAUAAAAGUGCAUGAUCAUGGGGUGAAAAAAAAGACGAAAAGUGCACGCGGGAGAUCUCGACAGCGUGUCAGCGGGAAUCCUUUACAUACAGCAAGUACAAAUAAUGGAAACGACGAGGCCAUCUUGGAUUUCCUUGACACGCUUCUUGACAAAGAUCCCAAAAGACUGAAGGACGAUGUCUUGGCGAUGACGAAAGAGCUACAAAACCAAGAUAACCUAAAGAUGUUGGAAUCAUCAAAAACGUCACGUGACAACGAAGACGUCGGAGUGAAGGAAUAUAAUGAUCGAGGCUUUGAUGAAAUUCACGAAGAAAACGUCCAAGAAAACGAUAACGUAGAUGAAACGACGGAGGACUUCGAUUAUAAAGAGUUCAAGGAAGAAGCUUUGAAAAUGCACAACGAAUACAGACGACGACACAACGCAGAUGCCAUAACAUGGUCUGAAUCGCUGGCUAAAAAGGCGAAAAGAAUUGCCCAAGCUUUACUGCACUCAACAAGACAAAGCUUUAGGCGUGAGCUGAAAAAACCAGGCGAAAGCAUUGCAGUUUUACCUUAUUCAACUAAGAACAUCGCCAAGCGUGCUAUUGAUCAAUGGUACGACGAGAUACUAAAGUUCAGUUUUCGAAAUCCUACGGUAGAACCAGAGACGAAGGAUUUCACACAGAUUAUCUGGAAAGGAAGUAAAGAAUUGGGAAUGGGUUUCGCUCACACUAAAGACAGAAAGAAAACGCUAGUGAUCGCCAUGUAUAAUCCACCGGGAAAUGAUGUCGGAACAAUACCACAGAACUUAAAUACAUUUCAUCAACACGAUCCUUACGCGGACAUUUAGAAAAAAGAAUCUUUUUCAGGUAAAUUCAAAAUCGUAUGUUGGAUUUGUCACAUCGAAAGCCAAACCCACAUAGAUUCUUGGUAAGCAAAGCCCAAAAGCUAAGGGAAGGUUUUCUAAACGCUUUGGACUCUCGUGAUGAUUGAUCAUCGUUCACAAGGCAAAAAUUCAUGGCGAUUUACCUUCAAGACUGUCCACGUGAAUGAAUAUCCACGUGACAAAUCGUGAGGCCAGCUCAUCUUUUUUAAUGCAAUUCGGAAGCAUGUCAUUUAAAAACGUUGGCUCUUUCUAGAAGAUCCACUAGAAUUAGAGACAGCGUAUUUCGCAAGGGGUUUUGGGAGGUCAAUUUGUAGUUAAAAAGCCUCUGUUUAGUUAUUUCCGCGCAGAGGCUUUGGAAGCUUUCAAAAGUUGUGGGUGUUCCAUGUUCGCAAUUUGAUAAUGCGAGAAACUUAGAAUAGUAAUAAAACUGCUUCAUAUUAGUUA